AUGAAACAAAAAAAUCAACGCACUAGUACACAACAAUCACAGAUCGCCAAUCGAAUAAUAAAUACUAUACCUUCGGAGUCUCCUCCACCAUAUUCUGAAGCUAUAAAAGUUUUAUUUUCAUCAUGUACCGAUGGUAAAGGAUUUGGUGGUGCACGAGGUGGAGGUGGUAUAAGUGGAGGAUCUUCUAAUAUGAAAAAAGGAAGUAGAUUUAAAAGUAAUGCUAUGAGUUUUGGUGCUGGAGCAUUAGGUGGUAUAGCAGCAUAUUCUUUAAUGAGAUCGAUGUCACAUUCAUAUUAUUCAAGACCUGGAUAUUAUAAUCCAGGUUAUGGAACUGGAGAAACAUGUGUAAAUAAUGAAAACAUGAAUGGUACACGAUUUGGACAAUUUCGUUGUCCAUUAAAUGGAUUUCCAAUAGAAGCAAAAUAUUGUUGUGGUGAAUAUGGAAAACAAUAUUGUUGUAUUCGUGAAAGCAAUAGUGCUGCGUUUCGUGGUGCUUCGAAUUUUGGUUGGAUACUUCUUCUUAUAAUAACAAGUAGUGUUCAUCUUACGGAUUCGCUGACCUUUUUCUGA
This is a messenger RNA of Rotaria sordida, 570 nucleotides long. Lineage: Eukaryota; Metazoa; Rotifera; Eurotatoria; Philodinida; Philodinidae. The record is from the annotation of a GenBank genome assembly.